This is a messenger RNA of Symbiodinium sp. CCMP2592, 333 nucleotides long. Lineage: Eukaryota; Dinophyceae; Suessiales; Symbiodiniaceae. The record is from the annotation of a GenBank genome assembly.
AUGAUUUCAGAGAGGAUGUCAGAGCAGGUUCAAGCGUAUGGGCGCGCCAUGUUCUUAAUGUACGCUUUGCCGCAGGGGUGUCCGCUACCACUGCAGCUACGUGCCACUGCAAAUUUCAAUGGCUGGCUUUGCGUUGACGAGUUUCACUUUGCGGAGUGUCUUUCCUUCGAGCAUCCUCUCAACGAUGGUCUUGCGAGGAUUUGCAUGGCCCUAACCCCUAAACCCCAAACCACAAACCCUGAACCGUUAUAUGGCUGCCUUUGGCUCGUCCUCAGGUCAACUGCACCGAGAUGUGUCGACCGCAGCCGCUUGGAUGAGCAUCGGAUCGCCUGA